Molecule: messenger RNA, 1245 nt
Organism: Trypanosoma cruzi
Lineage: Eukaryota; Euglenozoa; Kinetoplastea; Trypanosomatida; Trypanosomatidae
Exons: 1
Coding region: 1-1245 (414 amino acids)
Source: RefSeq, a predicted model, not a curated record
AUGGAGUCUCCGAUCAAUCCGGCAGUGUGGAAGUUUCUCUUCCAUGGCACCGUUGCCGCACUGUCCGCUGCCUCUCUUUUCUCGCUGUAUCAUGAGCGCCAUAAUAUUCUUUGUUCUCUUGAUACCCCCUUCACAGCUCUUCGUAAGGCAAAGACGGACGAGGAGCGUGCUGCAGCGGCUGAGGUCAUUCUUAACAAGCUAAAGGAAGAUGCAGCUCAAAAGAAGGACUCGUCGAGGAUGUCCGCAAUGCGGCAUGGGGGGACGCUGUUGCGCCUUGCCACUCUUAGCAAGGACGGCUCGAAUGUGGUGGGGGUAAGCAUGGCAAUUAAAGCCAUUGUUCGUGUCUUUGGCGCUGACGCGGAAGGCUGCCGCAAGUUAUACAUGCUGGGUGGCUACCGCACGCUGUUAACGACACUGAGCGAGGCACAUCGUCAAGGACAACAGGCGCUCAUGGAGGAAAUAGCGCAGGCUUUACAAACACUUACACAAGUCAACGAUGCAGAAGUGGUUUUGGAGACCGACGUGCCACCGGGCUCGGAGGGGGCCUAUGCAUUGGCCUGCAUCCCUGCAACAGUGAAGAUGCUGCGUCUUCUCGAUCCACAGAGCCCCAUCCUUUUCCUGGAUGCACUCACAGGAAUAUUUGCGAAUGUCUGUGCAUUGCGCGUGGGGGCAUUGGCUGUGGGGCGGGGUGUUGAAGGGCGAAGCGGUAUGUCAUACUUUCUUCGUUUGCUGGAGCACAGCAAUCAGGGUGUGGUUGAGCACUGCGUUCUCAACAUCCGUUAUCUCGCUCGCGCCGGGAUCGGCCACGAGGAAUUAGCGGAAGAGGACAACUUGCAGCGCCUCGCCGAGCAUCUCAGUGUCAAUGGUGACCCACGCGUUACGAAUUCCAUUCUCACCAUCGUAUUACUCAUGUGCGACAGCCAUCACGGCGCAAAGUUCUUUACGUGCUUGGCGGAUAAAACAGACAUCAUUUCAGGCUUAUUUGAGAUAUGGUGCCGCGCCUCAGAGAAGAUGCUGCGUGACCGGGCUGAAAUGCUGGUACAACUCCUCGCCCGCGUGCCGCAGUGCACUGCCGCGGUGCAGAGACUCCUCGAGCGGUACCGCGUGCAAAUUGCUGAACGCCGUGCCAAGGACGAAGAGGCGCGACGCAAGCAACUGCAGCAGAUGCGACAAAGCCAAAUGAUGCAGCAAAUGAUGAUGGAGAACAUGGGCAUGGGCAUGGGCGGCGGUGAGGGGUGGUGGUGA